Messenger RNA from Odocoileus virginianus texanus, 3280 nucleotides. It is a transcript of the gene CHRNA2, whose product is annotated as cholinergic receptor nicotinic alpha 2 subunit. Gene Ontology annotation, cellular component: synapse; plasma membrane; postsynaptic membrane. Gene Ontology annotation, molecular function: acetylcholine-gated monoatomic cation-selective channel activity; acetylcholine receptor activity. Lineage: Eukaryota; Metazoa; Chordata; Mammalia; Artiodactyla; Cervidae. The record is from RefSeq and is a predicted model, not a curated record. Gene Ontology annotation, biological process: monoatomic ion transmembrane transport; signal transduction; synaptic transmission, cholinergic.
UGAUCAGCAGUAUUUUUAAUUUAAAUAAAAAGGACAAUACUAUCCCCUUCCCCUUACCUUCCUAGGAAUGAUGGGAAGUCCAAAUGAGGUCAAAGGUGUGAGGCACUGGAGGUGAUGCCUUCUUGUGUCAAGGAGGCAUCACCCUAAGAACACUUUGCUGGUCUCACUCAGGUUCUAAGGUGAGAGGGAAGCCCCUCGGAAUCCCCCAGGGAGUUCUGCUGUGCUAGCUCCCCAUGCCCUGUUGGGGGAGUGGUCCCAGCUUCAACCCACAGUCAGCCCCAAGCCGGCCUUCCUUCUGAAGUCCAGCAGCAGCCAGACCCCGCCUCUGAAGCCAUGGGUCCCUCCCGGCUUGUGCUCCCGUUCAAGACAAAGCUCGGACUCUGGUGGCUUCUUCUGAUCCCGGCAGUAUCCUCGGAGAGGGCCCCCCACACCCAAGCUGAGGACCGCCUCUUCAAACACCUCUUUAGGGGCUACAACCGCUGGGCGAGGCCAGUGCCCAACACCUCAGACGUGGUGAUCGUGCGCUUCGGGCUGUCUAUCGCCCAGCUCAUCGAUGUGGAUGAGAAGAACCAGAUGAUGACUACCAACGUCUGGCUAAAGCAGGAGUGGAGCGACUACAAGCUGCGCUGGAACCCGGUCGAUUUCGGCAACAUCACAUCCCUCCGCGUCCCUUCGGAGAUGAUCUGGAUCCCAGACAUAGUCCUCUACAACAAUGCAGAUGGGGAGUUCGUGGUGACCCACAUGACCAAGGCCCACCUCUUCUCCUCGGGCAUGGUGCACUGGGUACCGCCCGCCAUCUACAAGAGCUCCUGCAGCAUCGACGUCACCUUCUUCCCCUUCGACCAGCAGAACUGCAAGAUGAAGUUUGGCUCCUGGUCCUACGACAAGGCCAAGAUCGACCUGGUGCAGAUGGAGCAGACGGUGGACGUGAAGGACUACUGGGAGAGUGGCGAGUGGGCCAUCGUCAACGCCACGGGCACCUACAACACCAAGAAGUACGACUGCUGCGCCGAGGUCUACGCCGACGUCACCUACUACUUCGUCAUCCGGCGCCUACCACUGUUCUACACCAUCAACCUCAUCAUCCCCUGCCUGCUCAUCUCCUGCCUCACCGUGCUGGUUUUCUACCUGCCCUCCGACUGCGGGGAGAAGAUCACGCUGUGCAUCUCUGUGCUGCUCUCGCUCACCGUCUUCCUGCUGCUGAUCACCGAGAUCAUCCCCUCCACCUCGCUGGUCAUCCCACUCAUCAGCGAGUACCUGCUCUUCACCAUGAUCUUCGUCACCCUGUCCAUCGUCAUCACCGUCUUCGUGCUCAACGUCCACCACCGCUCCGCCAGCACCCACAACAUGCCCCACUGGGUGCGGGUGGCCUUUCUGGGCUGUGUGUCCCGCUGGCUUCUCAUAAGCCGGCCAUUGCCACCCUUGGAGCUCCGAGACCCUCCGGAUCUGAAGCUCUGCCCCUCCUAUCGCUGGCUGGAGACCAACGUGGAUGUGGAGGAGAGAGAGGAGGAGGAGGAGGAAGGCAGAUGGGCGUGUGCGGGCCCUUUGUCCCCCUCCGUGGGUGUCUACACCCAUGGGAGUCUGCACCCAGGGGCCUCGGGUCCCAAGGCAGAGGCCCAGGUGCCGGACGGCGGGCUCCUGCUGUCCCCUCGGGUACAGAAGGCCCUAGAGGGUGUGCACUAUAUUGCUGACCACCUGCGGGCUGAGGAUGCUGAUUCCUCGGUGAAGGAAGACUGGAGGUACGUGGCCAUGGUCAUUGAUAGGAUAUUCCUCUGGUUGUUUAUCCUCGUUUGCUUCCUGGGGACCGUCGGACUCUUCCUCCCUCCCUUCCUGGCUGGAAUGAUCUGAUGUCACAUCGCCUGCUCUGGCCCGGAGGUGGCAUGGCUGACUGUCAUUCCCUGCUGCCACCUCUGGAGUUCGCCUUCGGGGUCAGUGCCAUCCGACUGCAGGUGUCUCUCCAUGGAGUCCCAACGUGGAAGUCUGCUUAGAAUGCUUCGCUUGACAUUUUUAUACUAUGUGCUGAGAAUCUGCUGGGUACAGAGCCCUGUUUGGGUUUUAGGAGCUGGGCGAGGAGGAACUUGCUUUGCAGAGGGUUUCCAUGUAGCGAGGACGAUGUGAGGAUGGUGACGUGGUGAUAAGAUGCUCCUAGGAUGCAAGAGGGAUGGGAGGGCCAAGAUGGGGGACCCAGGGGGUGGGGUGGGGCCAUGUGAGGCGGCUCAGACAUCAAAGGAGGGGUGUGUGGGCAGAGGGUGCCUCAGGGGGCAGGGAGCUCAGGUGCCCACCCCUUCCACACCCCCACGUGCUCUCUCUGACACUCCAGGGAAAACUGGCCACCCCAGGCCCAGUCCACCUGCCUCAGUUCUUUCCAAGACCCCCCCGCCCCGGCAUCAUUCUUAUUUCUGACCCCUCCUGCUCUGUGGACGCAGCCCCACCCCCCUACCACUCCUCCUACUUCUCCAGAAGCAGGGGUGCUCCCAGCCUUGACCUCCCGGUGUAGAGAUGUUCCCUCGGGUUAUUCCGUCUCCCAACCAACUCGCAAAUGAGGAAAGAGAGCAAGUAAAGCCGCCGUCACUGCUCAGGCAGCUGUGACCCCCUCCAGCCCCCCAGAACCCUGGUUCUGUGGAUGGCAGCUGGGAGGAUGCACUGGCUUUUCUUUGUGGCAGCGGAAGGGCUGUCUGGGUCCCCCCUGGAAAGCCGCCCUCGGGUCAGGCACCCGGGGCGAAGGGCUGGAGCACGCGGGUACCCAACCCCAGCACCCUGGCUUUACCAUGUACCCUGGGGGUUGAGCCCUGGCUUCGUUUGGCUUUUCGAUCUCUGCCCAACAGAACCACAAUCGACUCCUUCCAGGGCCUCAGAAGUUCAAACAAACAAAAUAAGCAAACCACAAAGCAAAUGGUACAAUUUUAUUUCAUCCACAAGUCAAAUAUAAAGGAGGUAAAAGAGUGUUCUGCACAUACACAAGAGAGGGAGGGAGAGAGGGCGUGGAUGAGAGAAAGGGAGAGCAAAGAUAAGUAAGAAAAGACAGUAAGAAAGAAAAGAGAAGGGAGGGGCCAGGGAGGGAAGAAAAGCAAGGGGGUGAGGAAUGCGAAGGCGUCCAGGUCCAGUUUGGCCUUGUUUUUCCCCUCCUCCCCUCUCUGCGUGAGGAGGACACAGCCUCCUGGGCGCCAACUCCCAAUAGCUUGUCCCUUGACCAUCCCAGGCCCCGCUCCGCCUCUCACUGGGGCCCACGGCUGUCGGUCCAGACCGGACUCACAUUAAAUAAAUUCCAAUAUACACUGUA